AACAGUAGCAGGGGUUUUCAAUGGGCCGCGUACCCCUCCCUUGCCUUUUGAGCGCAUGAGGGAUGUGAUGCUAUUACAUCAAUGGACAGCAGCGCUCCUCGCGUCCAUAGCUCGGGGGAAGAGGUUCUGUGUAGCAGCAGUACCGCUGGCUACAUAUCUACCGCGCAAAUCAGCUGCGUCAUACCUGCACCGUUCCAGCUGCCUUAUUAAACUGUGCCUCUCCUUCGAGCUGGUGUCGGUAUUGUCGCCGUGUCUGUUUUUUGAUUCGCUUUCAUCGCAAAGCAGAUUAUACAUCACAAGGGGUCACAUAGCCUGAAAAAAAUGGUGAAAUUGGGAAACAAUUUUUGUGAAAAGAAUAACGCGAAGCCCGUCUCUGAAGAUGGAUUCGACACCAUUCCCCUCAUAACACCUCUAGAUGUCAAUCAACUGCAGUUUCCCCCUCCCGACAAGGUGGUUGUGAAGACCAAAACAGACUACGACGGUGAUCAUAAAAAAGGCCCAUUCCGUUCGCCUAAAAUUGCCGAAUUCACAAUAAGCGUCAUCGAAGGCGUAUCCGAGCGACUUAAAGUGACCCUCUUGGUGAUCUGUGCGCUGGCUUUCUUGGUGUGUGUCGUGUUCCUGGUCGUCUACAAAGUGUACCAGUAUGAACAGCCCUGCCCAGAGGGGUUUGUAUACACGAACCGCUGCAUGCCGGCUGGAGUGUACAGCUACUACCCUCCGCAGGGGCCUGGCGGCCGCGGCAAGCUCUUCACCAUCAUCAACCACUACAACCUGGCGAAGCAGACCAUCACACGCUCCGUCUCGCCCUGGAUGACCAUCAUGGCUGAAGAGAAGGUCUCACAGCAGGAGACCGAGACCUCGCAGAAGCUGGCCUAGAGGGGCACACACACACACACACACACACACACACAUACACACACCCAAACUUGCACAAAUGCUAACACAGAUAUGCUGAUAGACACAAAUGCACACCAGUGGCCACACACACAGAUACGAAUUAACACACCCAAAGUAAUACACACAAUGUCACUGUGAUCCAAACUCACCAACACAUUCAUAUGCACAUUGAUAACCUAAACACUCACACAGACACACUGAUGCAUAAAGACACACUGAUACCUACAUGCACUGAUACACACUAACAUACCCACUCUAAUACACAUACAUUCAAACACUGAUCCAUGCAAAAACAGGGAUGCACACACACACACACACACACACGCUCACACAGAGAUGCAUACACCCUGACACAAGUACACACACACAUGCAAAUAUACAUGCUAAUGCAGAGAGAUGCAUAUAGUCUGAUACACACACACACACACACACACACACACAGAUGCAGAAACAUACAGGAAUGUAUAGAGACUGAUGCACACAAACACAGUCAAAUUUAAUCCCUUAGUCACUCCAGCUGUGCACAUUUACUGAUGAGGAGAACGCUUUAUCUCCUAACCUCAGAUAUAACCAUGGCAGUCCACGGAGUGAGAUUCAAACUAUGUACACACCGGUCUGUAACACUACAAUGCAAGCACGGUUCCAACUGAAGCAUUUUCUUCUUAACCUUUAAAUAUUACCCAUCAUUCAGCCGGGAGCAAAAUCCAGCGGUCAGUCCACUCCACACUGCCAUAUGCUUGAUACAUCAGGGCUGCACAGCUCUGGCCCAGCCAGAUCCAAAACCCUGCUGGGGUUUUAAACCUACCCCUCUCUGUAGCAAAGACAAGGUAUGAACUCCACCCACCUCAUCUAACACGUCAAUCCAGCUCGGGGAAGUGGGAUUGCUCAGCCCUUGUCCCUGUCAGACCAGAGCUGUGUACCCCUGCAGUUGAGAUAUAAAGAUACUGACACCUCAUUGUGACAUCAUAAACCAACUCCACUGAAAGUCCUCUAUUCAUGUCCACUAUGUCUGCCCCCAUUGGUUGGAACUGAAGUUGUGAUGGCUGGGGCUGGGCAGGAGUACACACAGCAUAGUGUAAUCUGAUCUCUCUUGUAUUUAUUACUGUCUGUUGAGGGCCUGCAGGUCCUUUUUGUUCUGUUUUGUCUCUCUGUUAUCUUUUCCUUCUCUCGUCCCAUCUGCUACUGUCCACUGCACUGCUGAGCCACGCAGACGGCCCCUGUUCGAUGUGAUGUUUCACUGCUGCCAUAGCACCACGUGGCCUCUGUCCCAUGGCGUGUAACUCUCAGUCAGAACUGAGACAUCAUUGGCUGUCUGAAUAAGAGGCCUGCCCAUCAGUAUCUGCUGUCUUUUCAUAAGGAUGGAGAGAACUUUCAACUCUGCUUAAAAGAAUGAAAAAAAAAUAGCUUAGUCUGCUCAUAUUGCCAUCAAAUGUAUUUUGGGGGGAAUAUGCUAAUAAUUUAUUGUUUUGAAAUCAAAUUUAAACUUGAAACUAAUAAAACCCUAGUAAAACGUGCACAUUUGUAGCAU
This is a messenger RNA of Megalops cyprinoides (Indo-Pacific tarpon), 2425 nucleotides long. Its product is annotated as neuronal vesicle trafficking-associated protein 1-like. The transcript is spliced from 5 exons. Bases 322 to 876 code for a protein of 184 amino acids. Gene Ontology annotation, biological process: G protein-coupled dopamine receptor signaling pathway; endosomal transport; clathrin coat assembly. Gene Ontology annotation, cellular component: membrane; endosome. NCBI's taxonomy places the organism in Eukaryota, Metazoa, Chordata, Actinopteri, Elopiformes, Megalopidae. The record is from RefSeq and is a predicted model, not a curated record. Gene Ontology annotation, molecular function: clathrin light chain binding.